GUUCAUGUUGUUUAGUCUGCUCACUCACCGACAUGGCUGUUCAUCUCAGCUUUCUUUUCAUCCUCACUGCAGUCACAGGAAUUCACAGUCUAACCACAGUCAGUAAAGUGUCAGUGAAGGCCGGAGUUUCAAUCACCAUCCCAUGUCUCUAUGGCUCACAAUACAGGAACAACGUGAAAUACUUGUGUAAAGGAUAUCGCUGGAGCUUCUGUUCAUAUGCAGUUAAAACAAACCAACCACGUAGUUCAGGAAAGUUUUCAAUCUCUGACGACAAAAACCAGAGAAUCUUCACUGUGACUAUAAAAGAUCUGACGAAUACAGACACUGAUUACUGGUGUAUUGUGGAGAUUAAUGGAGGGGUAGAUGAUGGACAGUAUUUUCACCUGUCAGUCACCACAGAUACACCCAGCCUCUCUGUGGAUCAUCAGGAGAUUACAGGGUUUAUUGGCGAGAGUAUAAACAUCAGUUGUUACUAUAGAAACUCUGGAGAAAGCGAGUGGUGCAGGUUGGGCAUGAACUGUGUGACAGGGUCAUCAGGAUCAAUAGAUGGAACAAGUGUGACCAUCAGUGCGACAGUCCCCAAUGUUUUCACUGUGACUAUGAGUGGACUGAAGACAGAGAGCAGCGGCUGGUAUUACUGUGUUAAAGGAGAAUUACAGAUGCCAGUUCAUGUCACUGUUACUGAGAAACCUACUACCACCACUUCAUCAUCACCCACUCCCAAACCUGACAGUACCACCUCUGAUUCACUUCCCAGUGUUACAGCUGAGCGAAAGGGGAUCAUCAUCCCACUGAGUUUGUUGAUUGUCAUUGUCUUGGUGAUCUUGUUCAUGUGGUUUAUAUUUAAAAAAGUGAACAAACAGACGGAAGCAGAAUCAUCAACCACAGCAACAGCUGAGGAGGAAGUGAAAUACAGUACUAUUAAGCACAAGAGAAAACCAGGCCAGGGGUCAGAUGCUAAUAGUGAUGGGGAAGUGAUGUACAGCUCUGCGGUUAAGCCUGCUGUAAAACAACAAAUGGAAAAAAGGGUUGAAGCAACAGCUGAAGAUGUUACAUAUAGCACAUUGGCUCAAAGCAAGCAAAACCUGUAAAUAUUAAGUCAUAACUAAAUCUAUCUCACAGGUGUGUCAUAUUAUUUUUAGAUGUUGUUGUCAUGGUUUUGUUUGGUUAUAAUGUCAUUUUUUCAUUUUUCAUUUUUAAGUUUUAUACCCUCUUCUUGUUUUUGAUCCUCCUCCGCAUAAUUGAAAAAGGAAAAAAAACAAUGUUUGACAUGACCAUUGACAACACUGCUGUAUUACUUAGUAAGCCUCACAAUGGUAAAUAAUCACAACUUAUACUUUAAGGAUGUUAGUGUGUACUUCAUCUGUGCUUAAACUUAUUUAUUUUUCAAUAUUUGAACUGUCUUCAUAGCCUGCUUUAAUGUGUAUUUGCUCAUAUUGCAUAAUAAGAGAAUACGUCAUUAUUAAAUGUAGUAAAUGAAAAAGACUAGUAGAGUCCUGAAGUGGUGUAAGAAUUGCCUGUCUUCAAAGUGAUGUUAAAGUGUGUCUCCUUUGUCGUUACUGAAAGUUUGCAAAUAGAAAUCACUCAUAAAAAUCUAACUCAUUUUAUUUCUCCUCCUUUGAAAAGCCACCACCUAAUAUAACAUCUACCAUUGUACAUAUAAUAUAGAACUUUCCUGUGAAAAACGAGCACAUAGGUCGUUUGUGCACCAGGUUAUAAUGACCCAUAGUUAUGCUCUGUUAGUGCUGAUUGUUUCUUCUAAAACUUUGUUUCCACUGGACCUUGCAUCUAAGUCUACUGUAAACUUUAUUCUGAAACCACAUUGUAACUGCAUAGAUAUUUAUGUACAUCACCUAACCAACACAGUGUGACUGAUUUAUUUUCCUCCUCACUGAACUCAAAUAUAUAACUUGUGAAUCAUAUCUAAAAGU
Seriola dumerili (greater amberjack) is the source of this 1931-nucleotide messenger RNA. RefSeq lists its product as uncharacterized. Lineage: Eukaryota; Metazoa; Chordata; Actinopteri; Carangiformes; Carangidae. The record is from RefSeq and is a predicted model, not a curated record. The transcript has 9 exons. Gene Ontology annotation, molecular function: transmembrane signaling receptor activity. Gene Ontology annotation, cellular component: plasma membrane. Bases 33 to 1091 code for a protein of 352 amino acids.